Poecilia reticulata (guppy) is the source of this 1804-nucleotide messenger RNA. Its product is annotated as homeobox protein MSH-C-like. Gene Ontology annotation, molecular function: RNA polymerase II transcription regulatory region sequence-specific DNA binding; DNA-binding transcription factor activity, RNA polymerase II-specific. Lineage: Eukaryota; Metazoa; Chordata; Actinopteri; Cyprinodontiformes; Poeciliidae. The record is from RefSeq and is a predicted model, not a curated record. Gene Ontology annotation, biological process: embryonic morphogenesis; regulation of transcription by RNA polymerase II. Gene Ontology annotation, cellular component: nucleus.
GACAGCACGAGAAGCUGAUUGGAUGGCKCGGGGAGACGGGAACAGCCCCUGUCCUUUUAUAGGCGACCCCCGUCCCACUUGUGCGUAAAAAAACGCUACUGGGCACGGCUGACAGGCGCAACAACUCUCACAGUGGAGACCUCACGCUCGAGCCGCUGCGUUUCACCACAAGGGCCACGCCGACGUGCAUGGCCCCCAGCCUCUUUUGUCAUACGAUGAAUCGUGCGCAGCCUGGGUCACCGUCUCAAGACGCCAAACUGCAGCUUCACCAAAUGGAGGAGAGCGCGGAGGGCGCGGAGAGCGACGAGCUCCAGCCGAAAGACAUGACCACGGAUAAAGGAUACAAACUGCAGCGGAGCAGCCUGCCCUUCAGCGUCGAGUCGCUGAUUUCGAAGAAGAGCACCUGUCGGACUUCUUAUCCRGCCUUCGAUUCGGCGGCGGCGCCGCCGACGACGACGACGGCGGCGGCGCCCGGGGCCGGUCAGGGCGCGCAGUUCUCUCCGAGGACUUUUUACGCGGAGAGGAAGCUUUCCGGGGAGAGUUCGCAGGGAGUUGCCAAGAGCUCCGGGGAGGACUGCGCGCAGUUUUGCGAGAAAGAGCAGAGCACUUGGUUCCAGACGUCCUCCUUCUCGACACCUCCCCGGAGCUCUAGUCCGACCCAGUGUACCCUAAGGAAGCACAAAAACAACAGGAAACCUCGCACCCCGUUCACUACCUCCCAGCUGCUGGCGCUGGAGCGCAAGUUCCGCCAGAAGCAGUACCUCUCCAUCGCCGAGAGAGCCGAGUUCUCCAACUCUCUCAACCUUACGGAGACUCAGGUCAAAAUCUGGUUCCAGAACCGCCGAGCCAAAGCCAAGAGACUGCAGGAGGCCGAGCUGGAGAAGUUCAAGUUGGCCUCCAAGCCCGUCCUGCCCGCGUUCGCGCUGCCUUUCCCCCUCGGAGCGCACAUGAGCUCUCCGUCGUGGGGCCCGUCCAACGUCUUUCCGAGGCCCAGCCUGCCGGUCCCGGGACUGUUCAGCGGACCCGUCACCUAUGGGAUGUACUAUUUGUCUUAGGAUCUCCAGGAAGGGGAUGAGAAAAAAAAUACUUUGUAUUAUUAAAAAAACAAACAAAAAAAAACUCAAAGUCAAGUUGGGAUUUUUUUCUUUUCUUUAUUCUUUUUUUUAACAUGCGCGCAUUUCUGGGACUAAAAUGACAUAAAUUUCUGCCCACUUCAGUUUUAAAUUCCCAGAAAAAAAAAAGAAUGAAAUAAAAUCCUUGAAAUGCCUUACUUUAGGUGAUCCACUGUGGUUCCGCAAUAAUAUAAAAGUGGACGCUUAAAUUGGAAAAAGAGGGAAAUGAAACAGCAAAGUACUUAUUAUUCGGUGUCUGUGCCUUAUGAAAGUGUCUUUAUUGUCACUUGAAGUAUUUUUUUUUUUUACCAUUUUGUUACCCAACAUUACCUGUGUGGUUUUCCAGUGAAGCUGCUGAAAGGAUUGAUAUUUUUAACAGCAGCUCCUGUCAAGUUUUAUAUUUUGUAAUUAAAAAUUAUAAUAAUAAUAAACAUAAAAAGGGACCAAAUUCUAUUUUAGUAAAUGGUAUUAGUUUUUUAAACAUUCACAAUGUGGCCUUAAUGGGUACUAUAGUUUUUUUUUCUUCUUUUUUGCUGUAAUUGUAAAUAAAAUGUGUAGCGUUCAAGAAAAAAAAGCGUUGCAGCGUCGUUGGAAGCGCAGGGAAAGUGGUAUUUAUUGAAUGUCUUUGUAUCUGUACUGUGUACAUUUCUUUGUAAAGAAAACUGACUUUAGUAAAUAAACAUUUAAAGACU